Messenger RNA from Seriola dumerili (greater amberjack), 639 nucleotides. It is a transcript of the gene prl, whose product is annotated as prolactin-like. The transcript has 5 exons. Lineage: Eukaryota; Metazoa; Chordata; Actinopteri; Carangiformes; Carangidae. Gene Ontology annotation, molecular function: hormone activity. Bases 1 to 639 code for a protein of 212 amino acids. The record is from RefSeq and is a predicted model, not a curated record. Gene Ontology annotation, biological process: positive regulation of receptor signaling pathway via JAK-STAT; response to nutrient levels; positive regulation of cell population proliferation. Gene Ontology annotation, cellular component: extracellular region.
AUGGCCCACAGAAGAACCACUGGAAGCAAACUCUUGAUGACGGCGCUGUACAUGGUGGCGUCGUGCAGUGCCGUCCCCGUCACUGACCUGCUCGACCGAGCCUCUCAGCGCUCUGACACACUGCACUCCCUCAGCACGACACUCACCAAAGAGCUGGACUCUCACUUCCCUCCCAUAGGUCGGGUGAUCACGCCCCGGCCCUCAAUGUGCCACACCUCCUCUCUACAGACACCCAAUGACAAAGCGCAGGCUCUUCAAAUAUCAGAGGCAGACCUGUUGUCACUGGUUCGCUCUCUGCUCCAAGCCUGGAUCGACCCCCUGGUGGUCCUGUCCUCCUCUGCUAACACGCUGCCUCACCCGGCACAAAGCAGCAUAUUCAACAAGAUCCAGGAGAUGCAGGAGCACUCCAAGAGCCUGGGAGACGGCCUGGAUAUCCUGUCUAGCAAGAUGGGUCCAGCGGCUCAGACCAUCUCAUUUCUGCCCUACAGGAGAGGCAAUGACAUCGGCCAGGACAGGAUUUCCAAACUGAUCAACUUCCACUUCCUGCUGUCCUGCUUCCGACGGGACUCCCACAAGAUUGACAGCUUCCUGAAAGUCCUGCGCUGCCGGGCGGCAAAGAUGCAUCCCCAGAUGUGCUAA